Lactuca sativa (garden lettuce) is the source of this 1930-nucleotide messenger RNA. RefSeq names its product R-linalool synthase QH1, chloroplastic. Lineage: Eukaryota; Viridiplantae; Streptophyta; Magnoliopsida; Asterales; Asteraceae. Gene Ontology annotation, biological process: diterpenoid biosynthetic process. The record is from RefSeq and is a predicted model, not a curated record. Gene Ontology annotation, molecular function: terpene synthase activity; magnesium ion binding.
UAUAACGAGCUGGCAAUGACAAAAAAUUGUGCAUCAACUCAAGUGUGGUCUUUGGCUUUGACGUAUACGUCCUUCUUAAUGGCUUUAUUGCACUUCAUUUCCAAUUCAAGCUUCUUUUACAAAGAUUCUUGUGCCAAAAGUAGAGGGUUUAACAUAUGCAAGCCAUUAUAUUCAUCACAAUCCACAUCAAUAGCCACCACGACAUUGGAUAAAUCUCUCGUUAGACGAUCAGCAAACUAUAAGCUGUCUUUAUGGUCAUUUGAUCAUAUUCAGUCACUCUCUACCAAAUACAAGGGAAAUGAUUACACGUCAAGAGCACAUACUUUGAUAGAUGCAGUGAAGUCCAUGAUAUGCAAAGUGAGCCAUCCGUUCAGGACCCUUGAACUAAUUGAUGAUUUGCAGAGACUUGGAAUAGCGUAUCAUUUUGUGGAUGAAAUAAAUUAUCUCUUGGAGAUGAUUUACCACAAUUACUAUGAAACUCAAGACAUGUGGGAUAUAAUGGAUCUAAACCAUAAAGCCCUUGGUUUUAGAAUAAUGAGACAACAUGGUUAUCAUGUUCCUCAAGAUAUAUUUUGCAACUUCAGCGACACAACUCGAAAUCUCAAGCCGCACUUAUACCAGGAUAUGAUGUGCACAUUGAACUUGUAUGAGGCUUCAUAUCAUUCAUUUGAGAAUGAAAGCGUAUUGGACGAUAUUAGAGAUUUUACAUCUAACUAUCUCAAAGAAAAUCUAGAGCAAAUUACUGAAAAUUUAUCAUCAAUGGUAACUCACGCUUUGGAGCUUCCACUGCACUGGAGAGUACCGAGGGUAGAGGCAAAAUGGUUUAUCGUUGAAUAUGAGAAUAGAAGUGGCAUGAAUCCGACCCUUUUGGAGCUUGCAAAAUUAGAUUUUAAUAUCGGCCAAGCUAUGCACCUUGAAGAUCUACAACACUCUUCAAGAUGGUGGAGAGAUACAAGUUGGGAUAAGAAUUUAAGCUUUGCCCGAGAUCGAUUGGUGGAGAAUUUCCUGUGGACAGUUGGGGUGAAUUACCUACCUCACUUUAGUGUUGAAAGAAAAACACUAUUGAAGGUUAAUGCCAUAAUAACUACUAUUGACGAUGUCUAUGAUGUGUAUGCUACUUUGGAUGAACUUGAACUAUUUACUGAUAUCGUGGACAGAUGGGACAUCAAUUUGGUCGGAAAGCUUCCACAUUAUAUGAAGAUCUGUUUCAUUGGAUUCUACAAUUCGGUAAAUGAGAUGACAUAUGAGACAUUAACGAAAACCGGAUUCAUGAUCCUUCCUUACCUAAAAAAAGAGUGGGCAGAUUUAUGCAAGGCAUACUUGGUAGAAGCACGGUGGUAUCACAGUGGACAUACACCAACACUAGAAGACUACUUGGACAACGCUUGUGUAUCGAUAGCUGCUCCAGUAAUACUUACGCAUCUUAGCUUUUUGACCUCGAUUACUUCAAAAGAAGAAAUUUUACAAGGCAUAAAGAGAGCUGAAAAUAUAGUUCGCUACUCCUCCUUAAUCCUCCGACUUGUUGAUGACUUAGGGACAUCCUCGGAUGAAAUUGCAAGAGGGGAUAAUCCAAAAUCAAUCCAAUGUUACAUGCAUGAGACUGGUGCUACAGAAACGGAAGCUAGAAGGUAUAUCCAAAAGUUAAUCACGGAAACCUGGAAGAAACUUAAUAAGGAACGGGCAGGCGCAAACUCACAGUUUUUAAGGGAGUUUAAUGAUGGUGCAACAAACCUUGCGAGGAUGGCACAGUUCAUGUACGGUGAUGGAGACCGGCAUGGUCGUCCAGAAUUGACUAGACCCCAUGUCGUAUCCCUAUUAUUCAAUCCAAUCCAAUGAAUCCAUGAACCACGAAUUGUCUUUUAAUACAAUUAUUCUUUAUAUCUAAAUUGAGAUAUCAUAAUAUUAUAAUAUUAUACGGUGUAUAAGAUUA